CUGCCGGAACGCGGGGCCGGAGCAGGGGGCACUUUCUGUGGACUUUGAAAGGGAUGUUGUGAAAGGAAACGCAACGCCUUAAUAUAUACACACACAGACAAAUAUACACAGCAUACCUGAGCUCGUUGCAGUGAGCUAUCAUAUACACGCAAGAAUGUUUCAGACGUUUAAGGACUGGUUUUGGUUGGAAAGGUUCUGGCUCCCUCCAGCAAUAAAGUGGUCGGAUCUCGAAGAUCACGACGGACUCGUCUUUGUAAAGCCCUCCCAUUUGUAUAUGACAAUUCCAUAUGCUUUUGGCUUGCUGAUUAUCAGACACAUCUUUGAAAAACUUAUUGCCACACCUCUAGCGAAGGCAGUUGGCAUCGAAGAGGAAGUCCGGAAGAUUGUACCAAACCCUGUCUUAGAGAAGUUUUUCAAAUACUCUACGAGGCAACCAUCACAAGAUGAUGUUUAUGGACUGGCGAAGAAGUGCAACUUGACGGAGCGCCAGGUGGAGAGAUGGUUUCGGAGUCGGCGGAAUCAAGAGAGGCCCUGCAGGAUGAAGAAAUUCCAGGAAGCUUGCUGGCGUUUUGCAUUUUACUUAAUGAUUACUAUUGCUGGAAUUGCAUUUCUUUACGAUAAACCUUGGGCAUAUGACCUCGGGGAGGUGUGGAACGGCUAUCCCAGACAGCCCUUGCUGCCAUCCCAGUACUGGUACUACAUCUUGGAGAUGAGUUUUUAUUGGUCUCUCUUAUUUAGCCUGGGUUCUGAUGUCAAGAGGAAGGAUUUUCUGGCUCACGUCAUCCACCACCUGGCCGCGAUCAGUCUGAUGAGCUUCUCGUGGUGCGCCAAUUACAUCCGCAGCGGGACCCUGGUGAUGAUUGUGCACGAUGUGGCCGACAUUUGGCUGGAGUCUGCUAAGAUGUUCUCCUACGCUGGGUGGAAGCAGACCUGCAACAGCCUGUUCCUCAUCUUCUCUGCCAUCUUCUUCAUCAGCCGCCUCGUCAUCUUCCCCUUCUGGAUUUUGUAUUGCACGCUGGUCAUACCUAUGAUCUACCUCGAGCCUUUCUUCUCGUACAUCUUCCUCAACCUGCAGCUCAUGGUCCUGCAAGUCCUUCACCUUUACUGGGGCUACUUCAUCCUGAAGAUGCUCAGAAGAUGUAUAUUCAUGAAGAAUAUCCAGGAUGUGCGGAGUGAUGAUGAGGAGGAAGAAGAGGAAGAAGAAGAGGAGAAGGAAGAGACCACCAAAGACAAAGAGAAGGACUGUGUGAAGAACGGACUCGCGGCCGACAGGAGCCUCAUCCCCAACGGGCAGCACGGCCGUUAGCGCGAAGCCACCUGGGUCCUGGACACAGAGUGUGACAAGGCUGCCGGACACUCUGUGCGACAAGGGCUGCUGCCCGUCCCGCACUGUGGCCCGCGGGCUCACAGGGACCCUAGUUUUGCCCUUCCUCUUUCUAACC
Molossus molossus (Pallas's mastiff bat) is the source of this 1442-nucleotide messenger RNA. It is a transcript of the gene CERS3, whose product is annotated as ceramide synthase 3. Lineage: Eukaryota; Metazoa; Chordata; Mammalia; Chiroptera; Molossidae. The coding region runs from base 155 to 1306 and encodes 383 amino acids. Gene Ontology annotation, biological process: ceramide biosynthetic process. Gene Ontology annotation, cellular component: membrane. The record is from RefSeq and is a predicted model, not a curated record. The transcript has 12 exons. Gene Ontology annotation, molecular function: DNA binding; sphingosine N-acyltransferase activity.